CCCCGUGACAUUUCACAUCACACCCCCGUCGACCCACUGAGGCUCGCAUCAUCUCCUGUCUUUUUCGCCAUGGCCACCGUCAAGCAAGUCCUCGCCGGGAUCUCAACUUCCGGCAAGAGAAACCGAAAGCUCCUUCUUUCCAUCUCCGGCUGCCUCCUUCUCGUCGCCGCCGUGAUUGGCAUUGUCGCCGGCGUCAACUCUCGCCACCGCGGCCGGAACUCUGACGUUUCCACCAUCACCCCAGCGACCCACGCCGUCCUCAAGUCCUCAUGCAGCUCCACGCGCUACCCGGACCUCUGCUACUCCGCCGUCGCCGCCGUCCCCGGAGCUUUCGCGGGCCUCGCCACCCAGAAGGACGUGAUCGAGGCGUCGCUCAACAUCACCACCGUUGCCGUGGCGCACAACUUCUUCGCCAUCGGGAAGCUCCUGAGAAAGAGAAGCAAGAGCCUGACGACGAGGGAGAAGAGGGCGGUCCGCGACUGCCUCGAGACCAUCGACGUGACGCUGGACGACCUCCGGGAGGCGGCGCGGGACCUGAGCUCGUACCCGAGCUCGGCGAAGUCGCUGACGCAGCACGCCGACGACCUGAAGACGCUGAUGAGCGCGGCGAUGACGAACCAGGAGACCUGCCUGGACGGGUUCUCGCACGAGGACGCCGACCGGCGCGUGCGGGAGUCGCUGGCGGAGGGGCAGGUCCACGUGGAGAAAAUGUGCAGCAACGCGCUUGCGAUGAUCAAGAACAUGACCGACGCCGACAUGGAGGUGGAGCGCAUGGCCGCGGCGCACCGGAAGAUGCUUAAGGAAGAGGAGCGAGUUCAGGGUGACGAGAGUGGGUGGCCCCAGUGGCUGUCGGCCGGGGACAGGAGGCUGCUGCAGUCGACGGCGGUGACUCCAGACGUCGUGGUGGCGGCGGACGGGAGCGGGACCCACAAGACGAUCUCGGCGGCGGUGGCGGCGGCGCCGGAGAAGAGCAGCAAGCGUUACGUGAUAAGGAUAAAGGCCGGGGUGUACAGGGAGAACGUGGAGGUGUCAAAGAAGAAGACGAACCUGAUGUUCAUCGGCGACGGGCGGACCAACACCAUCGUCACCGGUAGCCGGAGCGUGAAAGGCGGUUACACCACCUUCGAGUCCGCCACCGUCGCGGUGGUCGGGGAGAGAUUCUUGGCCCGAGACAUAACCUUCCAGAACACCGCCGGCGCUUCCAACCACCAGGCCGUCGCCCUCCGCGUCGGCGCCGAUCUCUCCGCCUUCUACCAAUGCGACAUCCUCGCCUACCAGGACACCCUCUACGUCCACUCCAAUCGCCAGUUUUUUGUCAAUUGCUUCAUCGCCGGCACGGUCGACUUCAUCUUCGGUAACGCGGCCGCCGUCCUCCAGGACUGCGACAUCCACGCUCGCAAGCCGAACUCUGGCCAAAAGAACAUGGUUACCGCUCAAGGCCGAACCGACCCGAAUCAGAACACGGGAAUAGUGAUCCAAAAGUGCAGGAUUGCCGCGACGAGCGACCUCCAACCGGUGAAGGGCAGCUUCCCGACAUACCUCGGGCGUCCGUGGAAGCUGUACUCGAGGACGGUGAUCAUGCAGUCGUCGAUCUCGGACGUGAUCGACCCGGUGGGUUGGCACGAGUGGGACAGGACGUUCGCCCUCGACACGCUGUACUACGGAGAGUACCAGAACACGGGCGCAGGCGCCGGAACCUCGAAGAGGGUGCAGUGGAAGGGCUUUAAGGUGAUAACGUCGGCGGCGGAGGCGCAAGGGUUCACCGCCGCGAGCUUCAUCGGCGGAGGCAGCUGGUUGAGCUCGACUGGGUUCCCAUUUUCGCUCACCCUGUGAGCAAAGAUCGAACCGGUUCGUCCCAUGACCAAUUGGUAUUUCCGAUUAUGCAUAUUAGGUUAUUGUCCAGUGGCUAUCACCAUUGGGUUAUUUAGUGCAGAUAAUGAGAGAAGAUGACUUGAGCGUUUGGUGUUCUUGAGAAAUCGAAAUAAUUCAACUACGUCGUAUGAAACUGUGGGACGGUUAAGGAGACGUGAGAUUUACGCAUGUGUAUUAAAU
This is a messenger RNA of Rhodamnia argentea, 2052 nucleotides long. RefSeq names its product pectinesterase. Gene Ontology annotation, molecular function: pectinesterase activity; pectinesterase inhibitor activity. Lineage: Eukaryota; Viridiplantae; Streptophyta; Magnoliopsida; Myrtales; Myrtaceae. Bases 70 to 1833 code for a protein of 587 amino acids. Gene Ontology annotation, biological process: cell wall modification. The record is from RefSeq and is a predicted model, not a curated record. The transcript is spliced from 4 exons.